AUGUCUGCAAUAGGGAAAGUUUGGGAAGGUUGGGACCUUGCUGAGCUAAGAGACUUGUGGGAGCUUGCAGCUUAUUCUGACUCUAUUGACGCCUUCUACUCCAUCCCAGGAGAGACACACUAUGCAGAAUGUGGUCAACCUCUUCACCGGGACCGCAUUGUGGGGGGCUCUGACGCAUCUCUUGGAAAGUGGCCUUGGCACGUAAGUGUCAGCAGAAAAGGGAAGCAGCUAUGUGGCGGCACCCUCAUCUCCAAGUCCUGGGUCCUCUCUGCAGCUCACUGUGUGAUGUCCUCGCACUCUUUGUCUCUCAUUCCACCACAGCAAUUUACUGUUGCUGUGGGUUUGAACUCUCUACGGUCUUUAAUGCAAGACCCAGAUUUAUCAGAUGGCACGCUUCAGAGAGUGAAAGUGGCAGAUAUUCUGGUUCAUGAGAAUUACUCCAAACCUGUUCAUGGAAAUGACAUCGCCCUAUUGCAUCUUGCUGAGCCCGUCAACUUCACAGACUAUGUGCGGCCCAUUUGUUUGCCCCGAGCCAAUCACAGUUUCCCUCACGGAGCUUCCUGCUGGGCCACGGGAUGGGGAGAUGUACAAGAGAAAGAACCCCAAGCGAUCGAGUCGGGCUUGAUACUCCAGCAAGUAGAACUAAAGAUCAUUGGACCUAAAGAAUGUCAGUGUCUCUUCAACUACAAGGGUCCCUUCAAUAAAACCCGGAAAGUGUUACCUAUUAUGCUAUGUGCUGGCUACAAGGAAGGGAAAAGGGAUACCUGCCAGGGGGACUCAGGAGGUCCACUUGUCUGUGAGGAACAAGGCCAGUGGUUCCUGGCUGGAAUCACCAGUUUUGGGCAAGGCUGUGGGAGGAGGAACCGGCCAGGGAUCUUCACCAACGUGGUGGUCUUUGAAGACUGGAUCCAGGAACGAGUGGAAGAUGCCGUUUUUCCUGAGCAACCUCAGCCUAUCCCAAUGCCUUUGGUAAAAGAGUCUGACAAUUGCACCAUUGCCUUGCCAGAAUGUGGCACUGCUCCCAGACCCGGUGACUGGCCCUGGAAAGCUGUAAUAAUUACUCCGACAUCUAUACCCUGCCAUGGGGUGUUGGUAGCGGAGAAAUGGGUUCUUGCGCCAGCCAGCUGCUUUCUGGGCCUAAAAGAGGACAUCAGGAGCUGGCACGUGAUGCUUCCACCCAAAGCACAAAGGAUAUCCAUCCUCAGCAUACACUCAAAUGUCAACUACACACGGGAUUAUGAGUAUGACCUGGCCCUCUUGGAGCUAGCAGUACCGGUGUCUUUUACUGAGGAUACAAGGGCCGUGUGCUUACCCCGUCUGAAUCACCACUUUUUGCCUAGUAGCCAGUGCCAUCUGAUACAAUGGGGCCGGGGAGAGCCACCCAUGGCUUCCAGGUCCCUGCUGGAAGCUGAAAUGACCUCUAGCAGGUGGUGUUAUUGCCUCCAUGAUCAGGAGCAGGAGUUGGUACCCAGAUCCGGGGAGAAUCCUAAAAUCCUUUGUGCUGAGUACCAUGAAGAGGAGAAAACCAGAUGUUGGAUAGGAAGCCGCUGGGGUCUCCUGUGCGAGGAAUCGGGGUCCUGGUUUCUGGUGGGCAUCUCGAAGCCUCCAGAAGAUUGUCUUCGGCCUCGGGUCUUCUCCCCUCUACAACUUCGAAGUACCUGGAUCAAGCAUGUAGCCCUUACAUCCUACAUGGAGGAUCAGCUCAACUGGGAGUGGACGACGCCAUUGAACUUUGUACCGAUCUGUCCCCCCCAAACCAAGUUUGGAGCUUGUGGUAUUGAGUCAUACAAACAUAGGGACCCAUGGCCCUGGGUGGCAGAGGUGCACGGCGCCAGGGACGAAGUUUGCAUGGCCUCUCUGGUGAGCCCCGGUUGGGUCCUAACAGACACUCACUGUGUGGCCAGGCAGGGCUCCGUAGCAUCCCGUCUUCGGGUUAAACUGGGUAGAGCACAUUCCGGUACCCUGGGCCAGGUGUCGAGGCCGGUCAGCAGCAUCGAGUACACUGUGGGAUCUCCCCUAGUCCUACUGCAGCUAGAGACCAGGGUAGAAAUCUCAGCUUCUGCUCUGCCAGUCUGCCUCCAUUCUGGGCCAAUCUCAAAAGCAAUAAGCUGUUGGGUGCUAAGCUGGAAAGACUCUGUAAACCGAGUCCCUAUGGCGGUAAAGGUCUCCAUCUUGACCCUCCAAAAAUGCCCCUGCCUCAACAAGCACACCCUGCCUCUGGGAACCAUCUGCGUAGCCUAUGGCAAGAAAACAAUAAACAGAUUUGAGGCUGACUCGGGCUCAUCUCUCGUGUGCCAACAAACAUUUGAUUCCUUUGUCCUGAUGGGCAUUUCAAUAAGGGGAAGCCCAGAACUGUUUGCCCCAGUGGGAGUCCAGCAGCCUUGGAUCUCUCGGACUGUGAGGGAUGCACCUUUUGUGCAAUUCAGGCAGUGA
Sarcophilus harrisii (Tasmanian devil) is the source of this 2433-nucleotide messenger RNA. RefSeq names its product polyserase-2-like. Gene Ontology annotation, biological process: proteolysis. Lineage: Eukaryota; Metazoa; Chordata; Mammalia; Dasyuromorphia; Dasyuridae. The record is from RefSeq and is a predicted model, not a curated record. The transcript is spliced from 14 exons. The coding region runs from base 1 to 2433 and encodes 810 amino acids. Gene Ontology annotation, molecular function: serine-type endopeptidase activity.